AUGGUUGAUAAUACGCCAAUAGUCUUGGAUAUAGGAAGUUAUAGUAUCAAAGCUGGUACAGCCGAAGAUGAAGCUCCCACAUGUGUUCUACGAACGAUAAUAGGGAACAAAGGUGACGAUAAAUAUUAUGGAGAGAGUGUUUUAAAUAACAAGGAGAGCUUAGAUGACUUCCAUUACCCUAUUACCCGUGGUAACAUAGCUGACUUUGAUGACAUCGAGAAUUUAUUAAGGUAUGCAUUUGAUGAGAAUAUGCAAGUAGAUGCUUCUGCAGCUCCAAUUAUAUUAACAGAAGAGGCCUUAUGCCCUAACCUUAGAAAACAGAACUACGCAGAGCUUUUAUUUGAGAAGUUUGAGACGCCGGGGUUACUCUUUGAGUUAACAGGCAACUGUGCAUUAGUCCCAUUAGACCUUUCCACAGGGAUGACUGUAGACUUUGGGGAGUCUUUUGUUUCGAUGUUCCCGUUCUACAACUCAACAUAUUUAUUCAAUGCAUCAGACAAACAGGCGUUUGGUGGGUUAGACACUUCCAACAACUUGGCGACGAUAUUAAAGAAGAGUGGCAUUGAACUUGACUUACAGAAAGAUAGAGAGUUACUUAACACUAUUAAAGCAGACUGUUCAGUACCAAGAAUAGAAGGAAAGGAAGACACCAUUAAGGAGUAUACCCUCCCCGAUGGGAGAACAGUCUCUAUCAACUGUUGUGACGUCAUUGAACCACUUUUAGUCCCCAUGUCAAUCGAUAAGAGAAAUGAAAUGCAAGGCGUCGCCAAGAUGAUCGUCGAUUGCAUCAACAAGUGUCCUCUCGACUGUAAAAGUGACUUAUUCAAGCAAAUCAAUUUGGUCGGUGGCGCUGCAAAGAUCAGUGGACUUUCUACUCGUAUCAAAAAUGACGUCGAGAAGAUCUUGAGAGACUCUAAUAACAGAGCUGAAGUCGCCGUCAAUGUCUAUGACAAUUCUGAUGUCCUCGCUUGGUAUGGGGCAGCGUGUUUAGGUGCACUUGGAUCAACCGUUGAGUUAUAUGCUACAAAGGACUUUUAUGAUGAAGAAGGGGCUCAAGCCGUCGCUAUGAAAUUUGCACGUGAAGGUUAA
Molecule: messenger RNA, 1089 nt
Organism: Entamoeba invadens IP1
Lineage: Eukaryota; Evosea; Mastigamoebida; Endamoebidae
Product: actin, putative
Exons: 1
Coding region: 1-1089 (362 amino acids)
Source: RefSeq, a predicted model, not a curated record